This is a messenger RNA of Miniopterus natalensis, 2317 nucleotides long. It is a transcript of the gene GDE1, whose product is annotated as glycerophosphodiester phosphodiesterase 1. Gene Ontology annotation, biological process: N-acylethanolamine metabolic process; phospholipid metabolic process; ethanolamine metabolic process. The record is from RefSeq and is a predicted model, not a curated record. Lineage: Eukaryota; Metazoa; Chordata; Mammalia; Chiroptera; Miniopteridae. Gene Ontology annotation, molecular function: glycerophosphodiester phosphodiesterase activity. Gene Ontology annotation, cellular component: plasma membrane.
CGGCGCGGUACCCCUCGCAGGGUGCUCGUGCGGUGAGUGCCUUGGGCUCUUGCCCUUGCUUCUGGCUCUCCUGUCCCGGGAGCCCGGCGGGUUCGGGACUCCGGUCCGUGCCGGUGCGGGCGCUGGCAUGUGGUUGUGGGAGGAACAGGGGGGCCUCCUGGGCCCCUUCUCCUUCCUGCUGCUGCUGUUACUGCUGGUGACACGCAGCCCCUUCAAUGCCUGCCUCCUCACUGGCAGCCUCUACCUCCUGCUGCGCCUCUUCAGCUUUGAGCCUUUGCCCUCCCGCAGGGCCCUGCAGGUACUCAAGCCCCGGGACCGUGUUUCUGCCAUCGCCCACCGCGGCGGCGGCCACGACGCCCCCGAGAACACGCUGGCGGCCAUUCGGCAGGCAGCUAAGAAUGGAGCAACAGGCGUGGAGUUGGACCUUGAGUUUACGGCUGACGGGAUUCCUGUCUUGAUGCACGAUAACACAGUAGAUAGGACGACAGAUGGCACUGGUCGAUUGUGUGAUUUGACCUUUGAACAAAUUAGGAAGCUUAAUCCUGCAGCAAAUCACAGAUUAAGGAAUGAUUUCCCUGAUGAAAAAAUCCCUACCCUGAGAGAAGCAGUUACAGAGUCCCUAAACCAUAACCUCACAAUCUUCUUUGAUGUCAAGGGCCAUGCAAAUAAGGCUACUGAUGCUCUAAAGAAAAUGUAUAUGGAGUUUCCUCAACUAUACAAUAAUAGUAUGGUCUGCUCUUUCUUGCCAGAAGUUAUCUAUAAGAUGAGACGAACAGAUCGGAAUGUGGUAACGGCUUUAACUCACAGACCUUGGAGCCUUAGCUAUACAGGAGAUGGGAAACCACGCUAUGAUACGUUCUGGAAACAGUCCACAUUUAUAGUCCUGGACAUUUUGCUCGAUUGGAGCAUGCAUAAUAUCUUGUGGUACCUGUGUGGAAUUUCUGCUUUCUUCAUGCAAAAGGAUUUUGUAUCCCCGGACUAUUUAAAGAAGUGGUCAGCUAAAGGCAUUCAGGUUGUUGGUUGGACUGUUAAUACCUUUGAUGAAAAAAGUUACUAUGAAUCCCAUCUUGGUUCCAGCUAUAUCACCGACAGCAUGUUGGAAGACUGCACACCUCACUUCUAGACUUUUCCCCCAGGGAGGAAACCACGGGUACAGAGAUUGCCUGCUGGCCUCAUGCAGGGAUAUUGAAAAACCCUUUGUGCUAGCCCAAGCCAUGGGGGAUCAGGUGGCCCACAGAAGCAAUAAUGGGUAGUUGCAUUGUUACCUGAACCAAAGCAAAACCCAGUGUUGCCACAGUGCUCCAUGGAAUGCCUGAGUUCAACACCGUUGCUCUUGAAAAUCUGGGUCUGCAAAAAGGUACAACAGCUCCUGCCCAGACCUCGCUGAGGCAUAUACCAAGACCCACUGAGGAUAAGCACAGAUUGAGUUGUGCAAUGUGGGGGUGCAAAUGCAGAUGCAUGGGAAAUGCAUGAUCACUCAAAGUUGACAUUUUAAAACCCGACACACUUAUAUAAUUUAUUUAAAGUAUUUUUAUUCUGCUACAUUAUCAAUGUACUGUAGACGUCAAACUUGUGACUAUACUAAUAAAAUCAUUAAAAGGAGCACUAAGGGAAAACUGCGUAUCAAGCAUCAAAUCCUAGGACAUAAGGAAUUUAGGGAAGCUGCUGUCAGCAGUCCAGUGACCAGGGGCAACAGCUUCAGUGUGGCGCAAAUGUCAGGGAAGUCUUGCCACCUGCCUGAGGGAUUGUUUAUGGUACCUUGAAAUAAGAACUACAGACCACUAGGGGGCAGAGCUGCACUCUCAGUCUACUCUGCACCAGAUCCGAGACAAUUCGAGGACAUCUAGGCUUAUCCUCAGUUUACAAAAGAAAACUAAAACCUGUGGAAGGGAAGGGUCUUCCCCAGAAAGGACACUGCUGGUGACAUAGCAGAGCCUGAUCUUAUGAUAGAUAAAAUUUGUUUUUUACUAUUUGCCAGGAACUUUAGUGGUUUAACACAUUAUCUUAAUUAAAUCUUAAAAAAUCUUAGAGGUACUUGCUUUUUACUGAUGAGGAAACAGGCAGUGCCAAGUUAAAGUCAGUCACUCAAGGUCUUAAAUUUCUUUGGUGCAAUUGGGAUUCAAAUCCAGUUUGGCCUGACAGAGCCCCUGCUCUUCACCACGCCUCCUCUCCCCUCCCCUCCCUUCCCCCCCCCAACCUCUGCCUGUCUAUAAAGCCCUUGAUUCCCAGCUUCUUCCCAUGUGAGCUUCUGGAGGGUCUUAUUGUGAACUUAAAUAGCAAUAUUUAAAAUAAAGUUGAGUCUUUAAAAAAUUGCAAA